Molecule: messenger RNA, 1378 nt
Organism: Glycine soja
Lineage: Eukaryota; Viridiplantae; Streptophyta; Magnoliopsida; Fabales; Fabaceae
Exons: 8
Coding region: 280-1197 (305 amino acids)
Source: RefSeq, a predicted model, not a curated record
UUUUCCUUGGCAUUGAGAUUCUAAACAAGCAAAAACUUAUCCUGUUCAUACGACUAAUUUAUAUAUAUGAAGAAGAUUGAUUGCUGUCCAAUUUCUGCUUUUCUUCAAGGGGUGUUUAUGUUUGUAGAGCUAACACACAUGGGCAACAUGCAUUGGAGCAUAAAGUAAUUAUGAUUAAAUAAUAGUACUAAAUCCUAUCUUCAAAUUUGUGGACUUGAUCAAUGAGGGCAAAAAAAUUACUAGUGGUGGAAAUCCUACCAAUCCAAUUGAAAAAUAUCGAUGGUCUCCACCUCAAAGAUUUCAACCAUUCAUGGGUCACCUCUCACAUUUAAACUUAGUGAUUAUAAUCUCUUUGCGAUGGAUACUUCUCGCAGAAUUGCUGGAUUCAAAUAUGAUUGCUUGCUUUUCGAUAUGGACGAUACUCUCUACCCAUUGAGCACAGGUCUCAAUUUGGCAUGUCGCAAGAACAUAGAAGAGUAUAUGUUGAAACACCUGCAUAUGGAAGAAAGUGAAGUACCAAAGAUUUGCGUGGAUUUGUACAGGGAAUAUGGGACAACUAUGGCAGGACUAAAGGCCUUUGGUCAUGAGUUUGACAAUGAUGAAUUUCAUGCCUACGUGCAUGGAAGAUUACCAUACAAGAAACUGAAGCCAGAUCCAGUGUUAAGGAACCUUCUGUUUUCCAUGCCUCAGCGUAAAAUAGUAUUCACUAAUGCAGAUCAAGCACAUGCACAUCAAGUUCUCAACAGAUUAGGCUUGAAAGAAUGUUUUGACAGCAUCAUAUGCUUUGAAACACUUAAUCCUCCUAAUUACACAAAUGUACCUACUGAUAAUCUCGCGCUAACAUGGAGUAACUCGUUUAACAAAGAUUGUAACCAAGUAGAGAACCGAUGUUUCAACUCCAAGACACAAAUCCUAUGCAAACCCUCUGUGGAAGCCAUUGAAGUUGCCAUUCAGAUUGCUAAUUUAGAUCCAAGGAAAACGUUGUUUUUUGAUGAUAGUGCUAGAAACAUUGCAAGUGGGAAAGCUGCUGGACUUAACACAGUUAUUGUGGGACGAUCAGAUUUGGUUCCUGGUGCUGACUAUGCACUGAGUAGCAUUCAUAAUAUCAAAGAAGCAUUACCCGAAAUAUGGGAGGUUGAGGGAGAGCUACAGCAAAUGAUCCAAUCCCCAGCAGUUGAAACCAUGGUCCUUGCAUAGAUUUUGCUUUAAAAAAGAAACAAAUUUUACCUACCGAACAAUCCCAGCCAUGGUCCAUAGCAAUUGUCUCCCCACAAAUGGUGAUGCUUAAAAAUGUAAAUCAUAUUGUUGGUAGCAUGUAAGCGCAAAUAACAAAGGAAGAAAUUAAGAAAUGGAAAAGAGAAUACUAUUGUUAUAAGAA